Panthera uncia (snow leopard) is the source of this 2011-nucleotide messenger RNA. It is a transcript of the gene RNF32, whose product is annotated as ring finger protein 32. Lineage: Eukaryota; Metazoa; Chordata; Mammalia; Carnivora; Felidae. The coding region runs from base 267 to 1376 and encodes 369 amino acids. The record is from RefSeq and is a predicted model, not a curated record. The transcript is spliced from 9 exons. Gene Ontology annotation, molecular function: protein binding.
AGCGGCGCGGAGGUCGGUUCCGGGGGCGGGUGCCACCGGCGCGGGGCGGGAGCGCGGCCGCGGGGACCCCGUCGGGCAGCGCAGGCCCUCGGUCCCCCGCGCGGCCUACUUAAUCGCGACCGUUGUUGGGAGGGCCGAACCUCCGGCCGGUGUGUGCGAGCGGUGACACUGCCCGUCACUGAGCGGGAGCCGAGCCCACAGAAUUCAGGGGAUGUGACACGACGAUCGAACCCGACAGGGCCGAGCGGCGCCUCUCCGGACUCAGCAUGCUACAACGUAAGGGUCAUUCAUCUAAACAAGAUAACUUAGCAGUCACUGCAGUUGCUUUACAAGAUCACAUUUUACAUGACCUUCAACUUCGAAAUCUUUCAAUAGCAGAUCCUUCUAAGACAAAGGCACAACAGAGAGACACCAGAUCCAAGUCUCUAAAAAGAAAUACAAAAGCAGUAGUAGAUACUGGCCUUAAAACAACAGUACAAGGCCCUAAAGUGGAAGAUCCAGAAAAAGAAUAUGUUCUUGAUCCAAAACCACCACCAUUAACUUUAGCUCAGAAGUUGGGCCUGUUUGAACCUCCCCCAUUGCCACUAUCAUCAGAGGAAUGGGAAAAAGUGAAACAAAGAUCCAUCACGCAAGGGGACUCAACGCAGCCAUGCCCAAUCUGCAAAGAAGAAUUUGAACUUCGCCCCCAGGUGCUGCUUUCAUGUUCGCAUGUGUUUCACAGAGCAUGCCUCCAGGCUUUUGAAAAAUUCGCAAAUAAAAAAACCUGCCCCCUCUGUAGAAAGAAUCAGUACCAAACCAGAGUGAUUCACGACGGAGCGCGGCUGUUCAAAGUAAAGUGUGCGACAAGGAUCCAGGCCUCCUGGAGGGGACACGUGGUUAGGAAGUGGUACCGAGACCUGAGGAGAACAGUGCCGCCCACGGACGCCAAGUUGAGGAGAAAAUUCUUUGAAGGAAAGUUCACAGAAAUCAGCCGCCGCAUACUGUGCUCCUACAACACAAACAUAGAAGAGCUGUUUUCGGAAAUCGACCACUGCCUGGCCAUAAACCGAAGUGUUCUUCAGCAGCUGGAGGACAGGUGUGGCCACGAGCUCACCGAUGGAGACUGGGAGAAGAUCCAGAUCCGGGCUCUGCACCGGGAGACCCAUGAGUGUCCCAUCUGUCUCAACCCGCUCCCCACCAGCGGCGACCGUCGCCAGGACCCGGUGGAGAUGCUCUGCGGCCAGCCUUCCCGAGAGAUGGUCCUCCUGUCCUGCUCACAUGUGUUUCACCACACGUGUCUCCUUGCCCUGGAGGAGUUCUCCCUGGGAGACAGCUCUCCUUUCCAUGCCUGCCCCCUCUGCCGCUCUUGCUAUCAAAAGAAAAUUCUGGAAUGUUGAAUUCAUAGUCAGGGAAAACUAUCAUUCCUGGGGGGGACGUUUACCUUAAUUUUGGAUAAACUGUAUGGGUUUGGGGUUAAGUGCUAUGGUGUAAUCUGUUCUCCAACGAAACGUGUUUUUACUAGCUGUAUGUAGGAACCCUAAAUAUAUUUCUAGAGCUGACAACCUACCCAGUUUUAGUCUUUAGUCUAUAAAAAUUUCAAAGUGAUAAGCUUAAUCAGUUGAAACAAGUGAGGGAUGGAUAAAAGUCGAGUUUCAGAGGUUCCAUACUUGAGUGAUUUCCUGUGCUUCUUAGGUGAUCAGUUGGGAUUGCUCCUAGCAGCAAGAUCACUCUCGUCCCUUCGUGGUCAUCUGGUUACCUGGCCUGUCUCCACGGAGUUCUGGUUGACACUGGGUAGGGCCUGCCAGGAUGGCCUGUGCACGUGGCUGCAUACACACAGCGACCGGAUGCCCCACGAGCUGGGAACCUAAAAACACUCCUUAAAUUGUCUUAGAAACACUCCUUGCUAUUCCUAAUUCUCGUUUUGUACUAAUUGCUUUAUUUCUAUGUGAUAAGUGACUAUUGUACAUCAGCGCUUCUGAUAUGUGAACCCAAAGUAUAAAAAUAAAAUAUUCAGUGGCAUUCGGCACCAGGA